UCAAAAUUCGCGCCAAAAAUAUAUUUAUAAAAGCAUAUUGUUAUUGAACGCAUCAAGCAUCGUAUUUUGAUAUUCAGAUAAUUGUUAAAUAUAUAUAAGGAUUAUGGAUCAAUUGAGUUCACCACCACCACCUACACCAGGAAGUGAUGCGUCGGAGCGAAGAGAACUUCGUGCUGCGAUGACUUCUCCAGUUGGUGAUUUUGAACCGUUUGAAAAUGAAGAUGAAAUCCUUGGUGACCAAACUGUACACGAUGAAGAAGAGGAAGAAGAUGGGGAAGAAUUAUUUGGUGAUAAUAUGGAAAAUGAUUAUCGUCCGAUGCCGGAACUUGAUCAUUAUGACCCUGCUUUGUUGGAUGAAGAAGAUUAUGAUGAUAUGUCACAGGGUGAACGGCUAGCAGCGGAAGCUGAAAUGCAACGUCGUGAUCGUGCAAAGGGUAUACAUCGUGAUGAUCGUGAUUUGGGUUUUGAUGAUAGUGACGAUGAUGAUGACGCUGGACCGCGUGCAAAGCGUCGUGCAGGUGAAAAGGCAGCUAUGGGUGAUAUAGAAGAUACUGAAAUGGUUGAAUCAAUUGAAAACCUUGAGGAUACUAAAGGCCAUUCAACUAAAGAAUGGGUUAGUAUGUUGGGACCGCGCACAGAAAUUGCACACAGGUUUCAAUCAUUUUUACGAACAUUUGUUGACGAUCGUGGCGCUUAUACAUAUCGCGAUCGUAUCCGAAGAAUGUGUGAACAAAAUAAGUCGUCUUUUGUUGUAUCAUACACUGAUCUGGCAAAUAAAGAGCAUGUUCUUGCUUAUUUCUUGCCAGAAGCUCCAUUUCAAAUGUUGGAAAUUUUUGAUAGAGUUGCCAAGGAUAUGGUUUUGUCUAUAUUUCCAACAUAUGAACGUGUAACCACUGAAAUCCACGUUAGAAUUUCUGAGCUGCCACUUAUUGAGGAGUUGCGUACGUUCCGAAAAUUACAUUUAAAUCAAUUGGUGCGCACGUUGGGAGUUGUAACUGCGACCACUGGUGUACUGCCACAACUAUCUGUCAUUAAAUAUGAUUGUGUUAAAUGUGGCUAUGUUUUAGGUCCAUUUGUUCAAACACAGAAUUCUGAAGUAAAGCCUGGCUCAUGUCCGGAGUGUCAGAGUACUGGUCCAUUUUCUAUUAAUAUGGAACAAACAUUGUAUCGUAACUAUCAAAAAAUAACUUUACAAGAAUCUCCUGGACGUAUACCAGCAGGACGAAUACCUCGUAGCAAAGAUGUUAUUUUAUUAGCGGAUCUUUGCGACUUAUGCAAGCCAGGUGAUGAGCUGGAAGUAACUGGCAUUUAUACAAAUAACUAUGAUGGUUCACUGAAUACUGAGCAAGGCUUUCCUGUAUUCGCCACAGUUAUUAUUGCAAAUCAUGUUGUUGUAAAAGAUAGUAAACAAGUAGUACAGUCUUUGACAGAUGAAGAUAUUGCGACGAUACAAAAAUUGAGUAAAGAUCCAAGGAUUGCAGAACGCAUUAUUUGUUCAAUGGCUCCAUCUAUAUAUGGACAUGAUUACAUUAAGCGUGCGUUAGCACUAGCACUUUUUGGUGGUGAAUCCAAAAACCCUGGUGAGAAACACAAAGUAAGAGGCGAUAUCAAUUUAUUAAUAUGUGGUGAUCCUGGUACUGCUAAGUCUCAGUUCUUAAAAUAUACGGAAAAAAUUGCACCACGCGCGGUUUUCACAACUGGCCAAGGUGCUAGUGCUGUUGGUUUAACUGCUUAUGUGCGCCGCAAUCCUAUUUCUAAGGAAUGGACACUUGAAGCGGGUGCAUUGGUAUUAGCAGAUCAGGGUGUUUGUCUUAUUGACGAAUUUGAUAAAAUGAAUGAUCAGGACCGUACUUCAAUUCAUGAAGCUAUGGAACAGCAAUCUAUUUCUAUAUCUAAAGCUGGAAUUGUUACAUCUCUGCAAGCGCGUUGCACAGUCAUCGCUGCAUCUAACCCAAUUGGUGGCCGUUACGAUCCGUCGAUGACUUUUUCAGAAAAUGUUAAUCUUUCAGAACCAAUACUAUCUCGUUUUGAUAUACUUUGUGUUGUGAAAGACGAAUUUGAUCCAAUGCAAGAUCAACAAUUAGCUAAAUUUGUUGUAAACUCGCAUAUAAAACAUCAUCCUUCCCAUGGAGAAAUUAUAGAAGAUUCACAAGUUUCUAACGUAAGUGAAAUACCACAGGAUUUGUUGCGACAGUACAUAGUUUAUUCAAAAGAGAAUAUACGGCCAAAACUAACAAAUAUUGAUGAGGAUAAAAUAGCAAAAAUGUAUUCACAACUACGUCAGGAAUCAUUUGCUACGGGCUCUUUGCCUAUAACUGUUCGUCACAUCGAGAGUGUUAUACGUAUGUCGGAAGCACAUGCUCGUAUGCACUUACGAGAAAGUGUCACAGAAGUUGAUGUUAACAUGGCCAUACGUAUGAUGUUGGAAAGCUUUAUUGAAGCGCAGAAGUUUAGUGUUAUGAAGAAAAUGCGCAGCACAUUCCAGAAAUAUUUGGCUUUCAAAAAAGAUCACUCCGAAUUGUUAUUCUUUAUUUUACGUCAACUUACGCUUGAUCAACUGGCAUAUAUACGUUGCAAGGAUGGACCAACAGCAACGCAUGUCGAAAUAAUGGAACGCGAUCUAAUAGAGCGAGCAAAGCAACUUGAUAUUUUUAAUUUGAAACCCUUCUAUGAUAGUGAAUUAUUUAAACAAAACGGAUUUUCAUACGAUCCAAAGAGACGUAUUAUUUUACAAAUCGUAACAGAAGCCGCAGUCUAAAUGACUUAAGUUAUAUAUAUUUUUUUAAGUAAUA
Molecule: messenger RNA, 2792 nt
Organism: Teleopsis dalmanni
Lineage: Eukaryota; Metazoa; Arthropoda; Insecta; Diptera; Diopsidae
Gene: Mcm2
Product: DNA replication licensing factor Mcm2
Exons: 4
Coding region: 104-2758 (884 amino acids)
Biological process (GO): mitotic DNA replication initiation; DNA replication; double-strand break repair via break-induced replication
Cellular component (GO): MCM complex; nucleus
Molecular function (GO): single-stranded DNA binding; single-stranded DNA helicase activity; ATP binding
Source: RefSeq, a predicted model, not a curated record